Messenger RNA from Psammomys obesus (fat sand rat), 2865 nucleotides. It is a transcript of the gene Gbe1, whose product is annotated as 1,4-alpha-glucan branching enzyme 1. NCBI's taxonomy places the organism in Eukaryota, Metazoa, Chordata, Mammalia, Rodentia, Muridae. Gene Ontology annotation, biological process: glycogen biosynthetic process. The transcript has 16 exons. Gene Ontology annotation, molecular function: cation binding; 1,4-alpha-glucan branching enzyme activity; hydrolase activity, hydrolyzing O-glycosyl compounds. The record is from RefSeq and is a predicted model, not a curated record. Gene Ontology annotation, cellular component: cytoplasm. Bases 98 to 2197 code for a protein of 699 amino acids.
GCCUAGGCUCGCCGGCUCCGCCCUGCCGCCCUGCCGCCCGCACGCCACUCGGGCCACUCGACCCUCUCGGGUCUCGGCUACUCGGGCUGCGGCGAAGAUGGCGGCUCCGGCGGCGGCCGACCAGGGUUCCGAGGCUCAGCUGAAGGCCGCCCUGGCCGAAGUGCCCGAGCUGGCCCGGCUCCUGGAGACUGACCCGUACCUGAAGCCCUUCGCCGUGGACUUCCAGCGCAGGUAUAAGAAGUUUAACCAGGUUUUGCAUGACAUCGGGGAGAAUGAAGGUGGUAUUGAUAAGUUCUCCAGAAGCUAUGAAUCAUUUGGCAUCCACAGAUGUGCUGAUGGUGGCAUGUACUGCAAAGAAUGGGCCCCAGGAGCAGAAGGAGUUUUUCUUACUGGAGAAUUCAAUGGCUGGAAUCCAUUUUCUCACCCAUAUAAAAAACUGGAAUAUGGAAAAUGGGAGCUGUAUAUCCCACCCAAGCAGAAUAAAUCUCCCCCAAUACCUCAUGGGUCCAAGUUGAAGGUAGUUAUCACCAGUAAGAGUGGUGAGAUACUGUAUCGCAUCUCGCCGUGGGCAAAGUAUGUGGUCCGUGAAAACAACAACGUGAAUUAUGAUUGGAUACACUGGGAUCCAGAAGACUCAUAUAAAUUCAAGCAUUCCAGACCUAAGAAACCACGGAGUCUAAGAAUUUAUGAAUCCCAUGUGGGAAUUUCUUCUCAUGAAGGAAAAAUAGCCUCUUAUAAACAUUUUACUAGCAAUGUACUACCAAGAAUCAAAGACCUUGGAUACAACUGCAUUCAGUUGAUGGCGAUCAUGGAACAUGCUUACUAUGCCAGUUUUGGGUACCAAAUCACUAGCUUCUUUGCAGCUUCAAGUCGUUAUGGAACUCCUGAAGAACUGAAAGAACUUGUUGACACAGCACAUUCAAUGGGCAUCGUAGUCCUCUUAGAUGUGGUACAUAGCCAUGCUUCAAAAAAUUCAGAAGAUGGGUUAAACAUGUUUGAUGGGACUGAUUCUUGUUUUUUUCAUUCUGGACCCAGAGGGACCCAUGAUCUUUGGGAUAGUAGAUUAUUUAUCUAUUCCAGCUGGGAAGUUUUAAGAUUCCUUCUGUCGAACAUAAGAUGGUGGUUGGAGGAAUACUGCUUUGACGGGUUCCGUUUUGAUGGUGUCACCUCUAUGCUGUAUCAUCACCAUGGGAUGGGUCAAGGUUUUUCAGGUGACUAUAAUGAAUAUUUUGGACUACAAGUAGAUGAAGAUGCUUUGGUUUAUCUCAUGUUGGCAAAUCAUUUGGCUCACACAUUGUACCCAGACUCUAUAACAAUAGCAGAGGAUGUAUCUGGGAUGCCUGCUCUCUGUUCUCCAACUUCCCAGGGAGGAGGUGGUUUUGAUUACAGAUUAGCAAUGGCAAUUCCAGAUAAAUGGAUCCAAUUACUUAAAGAAUUUAAAGAUGAAGACUGGAAUAUGGGCAACAUCGUAUACACCCUCACAAAUCGACGGCACCUUGAAAAAUGUGUUGCUUACGCAGAGAGCCAUGAUCAGGCACUGGUUGGCGACAAGACACUAGCAUUUUGGUUGAUGGAUGCUGAGAUGUACACGAACAUGAGUGUUCUGUCUCCUUUCACCCCGGUGAUCGAUCGAGGCAUACAGCUCCACAAGAUGAUCCGACUCAUUACUCAUGGGCUUGGUGGGGAAGGAUAUCUCAACUUCAUGGGGAAUGAAUUUGGACAUCCUGAAUGGUUGGACUUCCCAAGGAAAGGGAAUAAUGAGAGUUACCAUUAUGCUAGAAGGCAGUUUAAUUUAACUGAUGAUGACCUUCUUCGCUAUAAGUUCCUAAAUAACUUUGACAGAGAUAUGAAUAGACUGGAAGAAAGAUGUGGUUGGCUUUCAGCUCCACAGGCCUACGUGAGUGAAAAACACGAAGGAAAUAAGAUCAUCACCUUUGAAAGAGCAGGACUUCUUUUUAUUUUCAACUUCCACCCAAGCAAGAGCUAUACAGAUUACCGAGUUGGGACAGCACUACCAGGGAAAUUCAAAAUUGUGCUAGAUUCCGAUGCAGCGGAGUAUGGAGGACACCAGAGACUGGACCACAAUACCGACUACUUUGCGGAAGCUUUUGAACAUAAUGGGCGCCCAUAUUCUCUUUUGGUGUACAUUCCAAGCCGAGUGGCGCUCAUCCUUCAGAACAUGGAUCUGCCAAACUGAGGAGACCUGACCUCAGCCCAUCUCACGCAGAUGCAUUGGCUGAUUCGUCAGAGUGUUGAUGAUGUGUAAGCUUUGCAAAAUACGGCUGUCUAGCCAAAACAUCAGGCGGAAAUUCAGUGUUGGAUCAUGCAAAUAUAUAAAGUUGCUAUAUGAAGUAGAUGGGAAGGAUGUGCUUAAAAUAUUAGCAAUGUUUAUUUCAAAGCUAUCCAAGAAAUUAAGAUUUGCAAAUGAAGUGUAGCAUAGAAUAAUUUUUAAAUGUUACUUUACUGGCAAGCUGUUUGGUUCUUUAAUUUCAAAUCUGAAUUAUUCAUCAGGUACGAUUAUUAUUGCUGUAGUAAUUUUUGUGAGAUGAAUAUGUGGUGGCCUUAUUUGUUCUAGUACCUAUGGGUCUGAAUUAGGAGUUACUGAGUUUGCUUCUCUGUUGUUUUUUUCUCAAAUUGUGUUUAGAAAUAAUGAAUUAAAUAUGUAGCAGAAAUAUAAAAAUAAGAAUCAUAUGAAAGAAAAUGUAAAAUUCUUAUCUUUGUUUCGUUUUCCAUUGUUUUAUCUUAUAAUCUGUUAAUACACUGUUUCAUUAGAUACUGAUGUUUUGGUCUUCUGGAGACUUGAAAUGGUAAUUUUAGCAUUUCAGAAAAUGUUUUUCAUUUCAAUCAAUAAAAAAAUUUGCCUAA